AUGCUAUCAGAUGCCAAGGUGUUCUUGCAUGCAACACAGUUGUUCCUGUAUGCAACCACUGCAGUUUGCAACGUGCCAGUGUGCAAUACAUCAGAUGACAAUGUGUGCUCCACUAUGUCAGUCGACUUGCAUGAGCUCAUGUGCUAUGCCAAUGAUGCAAUGUCAGCAGACAUGCGGCAAUACUUGUACGUCAGCAUGCAGCUCACAGACCACAUCUUGCAUGCAGCAAUGCAAUAUCGCUUGUCAAGGGCAAUCAAAUCAAGCGGCUUGUUUGCAAGCUUGUCAAGCUGGAUGAGGAGCAAAGUUUUCGGAGAGCGUAUUGUUGUUGUUGUUGUUGUUUUGCUGCAAGAGGAAGGGAACAUACCAUGGAGUUUUCUCGUAAGUGUCGAACCAUACAGUCCACAAACAACGGUAUACAGUACGCCCAGCAUCAUUCCAUCUACCUUCCCAAGCACUAUCCCAACUACCCAACCGACACUUCCACCCACUACAACUACUACGCCGCCAACUCUUCCACCAACAACCACCACAAUGGCACCAAUCACCUAUCCACCAGUAACCUACCAACCAGUCACACCUACACCAACUAUCUACACUCCUUACUACGAAGAGGAGAACCCUUGUCAACAGUGCAUGGGUGCAUGUAUGAACGAAUGCACUGCUUCGGGACAAUCACAACAGCAAUGCCAAGAAGUUUGCACUCAGAACUGUGCACCAGCUUGUGGUUCUCCGGUCACUACACCAUCACCACAAAUCUACGAGCCUGUGAGUAUAGAAGUUUCAACAUACAAACUUCGUUGCUGA
Messenger RNA from Strongylus vulgaris, 804 nucleotides. The record is from the annotation of a GenBank genome assembly. NCBI's taxonomy places the organism in Eukaryota, Metazoa, Nematoda, Chromadorea, Rhabditida, Strongylidae.